Messenger RNA from Staurois parvus, 462 nucleotides. The record is from the annotation of a GenBank genome assembly. Lineage: Eukaryota; Metazoa; Chordata; Amphibia; Anura; Ranidae.
UCGGGACUGUCCAUAAUUGUGCAGGGUGCCUCUAAACUGUCCAUAAUUGUGGAGGGUGCCUCGGGACUGUCCAUAAUUGUGAAGGGUGCCUCGGGACUGUCCAUAAUUUUACAGGGUGCCUCGGGACUGUCCAUAAUUUUACAGGGUGCCUCGGGACUGUCCAUAAUUUUACAGGGUGCCUCGGGACUGUCCAUAAUUUUAAAGGGUGCCUGGGGACUGUCCAUAAAUUUAAAGUGUGCCUCGGGACUGUCCAUAAAUUUAAAGGGUGCCUCGGGACUGUCCAUAAAUUUAAAGGGUGCCUCGGGACUGUCCAUAAAUUUAAAGGGUGCCUCGGGACUGUCCAUAAUUGUGAAGGGUGCCUCGGGACUGUCCAUAAAUGUGAAGGGUGCCUCGAGACUGUCCAUAAUUGUGAAGGGUGCCUCGGGACUGUCCAUAAUUGUGAAGGGUGCCUCGGGACUGUCC